GUGCAUUGUGUACCGUUGCACAUACACACAUACGUGCGACGUACGCGGUGAACGUAACUGACAUCAAGUCGCAAUUAGUUGGUAAACUGGUCGAGCUCGCGCGCGAGUAAAGACGAGAAAGAUAAAGGGAGAGAGAGAGAAAGAGAUCGGCGACGAUCGGUGUGCUGCGCGUAGCCUAGGCCUAGCUUAUCGCGGCGGCGGCGGCGGCGGUGAAUAAUUGAUCCCGACAGUGACCGUGAUACUACGUAGCAGUGGAACACAAUGUCCGUGAUUAUGGAUUGUUAUCGUCAAUAGCGGGCGCUACUCGUUCCCCCUUGCUUUCCGCGCGCAAUCUCGUAUCUCCCGCGAAGGAGCGAGUUGACGUAUACGAUCCUCGUCGAUCGGUGGAGUGUCGCGAGAACCGUCGUAAUAUCGUACAUCGCAGCUCGCGCCUGUUUUCGUACGACGCGCGCGGCCUUUGCCGAAGAUACACAGUGGUAGGAAAAUCCCGAGAAGGAGGCAACAACAAGCGAGCGCCCCUUUGGCUUUUCUCAGAGAGAGAGAGAGAUUGUGCGAUCGUCGUUACCUCUCAUCGCUUACCCCGUUGACUGAGCUUGGACUCGCUCUCCCCCUAAAUCCUUAACUAGCGAUCUGUGAUGUGCAAGCACAGCGACGCCGGGAAGACCACUACGUCGACGAUCAAUCUCGUGCACUCGAAGAGGAAAGGAAUUUUCAUACGCAUAAAAGAGAUGCCCAACGACCUGAUAAGUCUUCGAAGUCGAAGAAGUUAUCUAACGUUUCGCUUGUACUGAACGUACUUGGCCGUGCGACUGAGAAACCAGGUCAAGAUUUGCCUUGAACGGCUCGUACGACAACACAAACAGGCCGCUGAAAUGUCAACGCCGUCGGCGUGAAUGACGGUUGGGCCCGUGUAGGGGUUGCGACGAGCAAACAAUUGGCAGGUACAGAGCAGCUAUCGAGUUUCGCCGUAAUCAGGACGAUCGGUGAACUUCAUCGGCACGAUGAAGCUGCUGGAGAGUACCCGCUUCGAAGCUAUCAACAGUGCCUUGUCCAUCAAGACCGGAGACAGCAAGAUAAUUGGGAGGAUUGAAAGUUACUCUUGCAAGAUGGCAGGCAACGACAAGCAGAUGUAUAAGCGAUUCAACGCGGAGCAGGGGGUGACGCCGCACGAUCUACAAGCUUUAUCACCGCCACAGACAUCCUUGGGAACGUCCCCGGCUCAGGGAUACUUGAGUCGCAGCAUCUCCGGCGACGAAGACGGCCCGUUGUGCGACACUAUCAGCAGGAAGACGUUGUUUUAUUUGAUCGCCACGUUAAAUUCAGCCUUUCAUCCGGACUACGAUUUCUCAGAUGCCAAGAGCCACGAGUUCAGUAAGGAGCCGAGUCUGCAGUGGGUGACGAACGCAGUGGAUGGCAAUCUGAGCGCCACCGCGGGCGAUCACUACCGCACGCUGCGUUCCGCUCUAUGGGCGGCUGUGGACGACGAGAUAUCGUUGCACGAGUGUGAUAUUUACAGUUACAAUCCGGACUUCGCGUCAGAUCCGUUUGGAGAGGACGGCUGCUUGUGGUCCUUCAAUUACUUCUUCUACAACAAAAAGCUGAAGCGCAUCGUUUUUUUCACGUGCAGGGCGAUAAACCCUCUCUAUGUCCUGGACUCCGGGGUUGGCAGUGAUUUCGCCAUGGACGAAGACGAUGAGGACCGAUAUUAAAUUACACACACACACACGCGCGCACAUUGCAAUAUUUGCGAAUCUAUGUCCCGAUUUCCUCGGAUCACGUGAUGGCAAAUGGAUAUCCGUUUAUUCUUGACUGUUACGUAACUUUGAAUCUUGGUACAUGACCUUAUUACUCUGAUCUUUAUAAUAUAUAUAUACACAUAUAAUCAAAUUGGUCUGAUAUUCCUUUAGAAUUUCUUUGUUUUGUCUCAAAUUACUAAUAGUCACUUACUACGUGAGAAUCCUCUGAAAGGAUGCAAAUCUUACUUCUGUAGAUACUUAAGUGCUGUCGAAUUUUUCAAUAUACCUGUAACGUCUUUUAAAAUAAACGUUCAUUUUUCUGAAAGAAAUUCUAUCCAAUUACACUUGCAUAUGUAUACACACACACACACACACACACACAUUUAUACGCGUACACUGCAUAUUACAUUUACGGAAAUCUUAUAAAUUACUUAGAAUAAAACGUAAAGAUUUUUCUGUUAUUUUGCGAAGCAAUUAAUUACGUUAUAAUAACAACGUAAUGUUUAAGAAUGUAUUUUGAGGGCGAAUUGUACGUAAUAAAACUCAAUACUGUUAUGUAAGUAUAAA
Dinoponera quadriceps is the source of this 2303-nucleotide messenger RNA. RefSeq names its product repressor of RNA polymerase III transcription MAF1 homolog (gene Maf1). Gene Ontology annotation, biological process: negative regulation of transcription by RNA polymerase III. Bases 1002 to 1709 code for a protein of 235 amino acids. The record is from RefSeq and is a predicted model, not a curated record. Gene Ontology annotation, cellular component: nucleus. NCBI's taxonomy places the organism in Eukaryota, Metazoa, Arthropoda, Insecta, Hymenoptera, Formicidae. Gene Ontology annotation, molecular function: RNA polymerase III core binding. The transcript is spliced from 6 exons.